Molecule: messenger RNA, 1325 nt
Organism: Chara braunii
Lineage: Eukaryota; Viridiplantae; Streptophyta; Charophyceae; Charales; Characeae
Source: the annotation of a GenBank genome assembly
ACGCUGCAAAUCCCGCAACCAUCGUCCGUACGGCGAGUUACGACCAUUGCCAGUCCCGUUGAGGCGAAGGGAAGCGAUUGCCAUGGACAUCACGGGCCCGUUCCCCAAGCACAAGACCGGAGUGGAUGGGAUUCUCACGGUGGUCGACCGACUCACCAAGUUCGCCAUGUUUUUGCCUUGUCGCGAUCAUGCCAAGGCACCGGAGUUGGCCGAGGUUCUGUACGCCGGUUGGAUUCGCACCAAGGGUUACCCCAAGGAGAUCGUCUGCGACCGCGACACUCGGUUCAUGUCCGAUUUUUGGUUGGCGCUCAUCAAGCGAUGGGGCUCAUCUCUCAAGCCCAGUUCAACUCGCCACCCUCAGACCGAUGGCCAGACGGAGAGGGCGCAUCAGACCGCACAGGUUCUCCUUCGCACUCUCAUCCGCCCCGACCAGAAAGACUGGGUUGAGCGACUGUCGGACGUYGAGUUGGCCUACAACUCUUCCAUCCACCCGGCUAUAGGGAUAUCGCCCUUCGAGUUCGAGCAYGGMUCGCCKGUCACRUCACCGUUGGACACKAUUACUCCACGCACGACCAAGAGCGACGACCAUCUUCUUUUCUUGCGUCGGAUGCAAGAGCUUCUUGUCAAGGCACGCGACCAGAUGGCUAAGACGCAACAACGCACGAGCCAACAGGCAAAUCGCCAGCGUCUUCCUUGUCCAUUCCGAGUCAGGGACCUCGUCUGGGUUUCAGCAGCGGAAUUCAGCCUUGAACAAGACAUCUCUCGCAAGCUCCUUCCGAAAUGGAUGGGGCCUUGGCCGAUCAUUGAGCCCGCUGGGGAUGCACCUGAAGGACCUUCCUUCACGAUUCAGGUGCCUAGCCACUUGCCUGUCUACCCAGUCUUUCAUUGCUCCAAAUUGGCUCUGUACACGCCAAUGGAACAUGACGAUUUUCCCGGGAGAUGUACGCAAGACCCACCUUCUAUGGAUGGUUUUCAAGAGGUCAGCGACAUCAUCUCCCAGCGACGCUACAGCAACAAGCCAACUGAGUAUUUGGUGCAUUUUGCCUACUGCACACAUCGAGCUGACCGUUGGUUAACCCGUGCGGAACUGCAAGCGACAGCUCCAGACGUUCUCGCACCUUACGAACGCAAGAUGCAAGGCAAGCCGGUUUCUUCGGCUCCACGCCGCGCCCGUGUCCAGGUUCCACCUUCAGAUCGACGGCUUCGCCCUCGCCCCGACUUCGCUUCAUAAGGAGGGGGGGGUGUUACAUGCAGCGCGUGCACACACGGGCCAUUUUGCAGGCCCGACGGCUAUUUUGCAGGCCCGACGGUUUUCAGGCCAAAAG